AUGCUUCUUUUACUUAUUUUGAACUCUGCUAGCCACGUUACAGUUGAUGGACACUUGCACGAAGAAGAUUCAGGGAUAGAUGGUACUCUAUGCGAUGUGAACGAGGACAUAUUGCGAGGUCCAGAAAAUGCAGAUGUUUUCAUGAAGGAAAUAUGGUCGGAUGACAAUGAAGAUUUCCUGCUGCCUCUGAUUCCUUGUUCCAACGAUGAUGUGGAGAUUGAAAAAGAGACAGGGAUGUCAACUGAUCGCAAACCAAGUGUAACGAAAGAUCCCGCAAUUCAUGCUGCAAACAUGAGGAUGCAAUCAUCCAUACAUGCUCAGCUCAAACGGUUUGGGGAAGAAAACGCGUCUCUGCGUAUGAUAACGAGGUACCUGAUCGAGGAGCGCAAGGAGCUUGUUCGCAAGGCCGACGAGGCAGCCAAGAGGAAUCAAAACCUGAACAGUCUGAUCAAGAUCAUUCGUUGGAGAAUUGGAGGCUCUUUUGACAUGGAACGGAGUGACUCGACAAAAACAGGCGUCUAG
Messenger RNA from Guillardia theta CCMP2712, 522 nucleotides. RefSeq lists its product as hypothetical. The transcript is spliced from 6 exons. The record is from RefSeq and is a predicted model, not a curated record. The coding region runs from base 1 to 522 and encodes 173 amino acids. Lineage: Eukaryota; Cryptophyceae; Pyrenomonadales; Geminigeraceae.